AUGGUGUCCCAAGGAUCCUCGCCCUCCCUCCUAGAGGCCCUGAGCAGCGACUUCCUGGCCUGUAAGAUCUGCCUGGAGCAGCUGCGGGCACCCAAGACCCUGCCCUGCCUGCACACCUAUUGCCAGGACUGCCUCGCUCAGCUGGCCGAGGGCGGCCACCUCCGGUGCCCUGAGUGCCGCGAGACCGUGCCAGUCCCACCAGCCGGCGUGGCUGCCUUCAAGACCAACUUCUUUGUCAACGGGCUCCUGGACUUGGUGAGGGCUCGGGCCGGCGGAGACCUGCAUGCGGGAAAGCCAGCCUGUGCACUGUGCCCCCUGAUGGGGGGUGCGAGUGCCGGAGGGCCGGCCACGGCCCGGUGCCUAGACUGUGCUGAUGACCUGUGCCAGGCCUGUGCUGAUGGGCACCGCUGCACCCGGCAGACUCACACCCACCGGGUGGUGGACCUGGUGGGCUACCGGGCGGGGUGGUAUGACGAGGAGGCCCGGGAGCGCCAGGCGGCCCAGUGCCCCCAGCACCCGGGCGAGGCCCUGCGCUUCCUGUGCCAGCCCUGCUCCCAGCUCCUGUGCCGGGAGUGUCGCCUGGACCCCCACCUGGACCACCCCUGCCUGCCCCUGGCCGAAGCUGUGCGCGCCCGAAGGCCGGGCCUCGAGGAGCUGCUCGCGGGCGUGGACAAGAACCUGGCGGAGCUGGAGGCCGCCCGGGCGGCGGAGAAGGGAGCCUUAGCCCGCCUGCGGGAGCAAGCGGCCAGGGUGGGCGCCCAGGUGGAGGAGGCUGCCGAGGGGCUUCUCCGGGCCCUCCUGGCCCAGAAGAAGGAGGUGCUGGGGCAGCUGCGGGCCCACGUGGAGGCUGCCGAGGAGGCCGCCCGGGAAAGGCUGGGAGAGCUGGAGAGCCGGGAGCAGGUGGCCAGAGCCGCGGCCGCCUUUGCCCGCCGGGUGCUCAGCCUGGGUCGUGAGGCCGAGAUACUCUCGCUGGAGGGGGCGAUCGCCCAGAGGCUCCGGCAGCUGCAGGGUUGCCCCUGGGUGCCUGGGCCAGCCCCCUGUCCGCUGCCCCAGCUGGAGCUCCAUCCGGGGCUCCUGGACAAGAACAGCCACCUGCUGCGGCUCUCCUUCGAGAACCAGCAGUCCCAGAAGGACAGUGGGAAAGAGGGAGCCGGGAGCCAGGGAGGAGAGGAAGCCCAGGGCCACAGAGAGGAUGGGGCCAAGAUGGAGAGACAAGGUGCCGCCCAGCCCCAGAGUAGGGAUGGAGCCCAGACCCCCAAAGAGGACAGAGCCCAGGUGCCCCAGGAAAACGGAGCCCAGACCCCAAAGGCGGACAGAGCCCAGACCCCGAGAGAAGGCAGAUCCCAGGUGCCCCAGGAAGAUGGAGAAGUCCAGACUGCAGGGGGCGGCAGAUCCAACAAGAAGAGGAAGUUCAAAGGCAGGCUCAAGUCCAUCUCCCGGGAGCCCAGCCCCGCGCCCGGGCCCAACCUGGAGGGCUCUGGGCUCCUGCCCAGGCCCAUCUUUUCCUGCAGCUUUCCCACGCGGAUGCCUGGAGACAAGCGGUCUCCCCGGAUCACCGGGCUCUGUCCCUUCGGCCCCCGGGAGAUCCUGGUGGCCGACGAGCAGAACCGGGCUCUGAAGCGCUUCUCGCUUAACGGCGACUACAAAGGCGCCAUUCCCGUCCCCGAGGGCUGUUCCCCGUGCAGCGUGGCCGCCCUGCAGGGGGCGGUGGCCUUCUCGGCGGGGGCUCGGCUGUACCUCAUAAGCCCCGACGGGGAGGUGCAGUGGCGCCGGGCGCUGAGCCUGUCCCAGGCCAGCCAUGCGGUGGCUGCGAUGCCCAGCGGGGACCGGGUGGCCGUCAGCGUGUCGGGCCACGUGGAGGUGUACAACAUGGAGGGCAGCCUGGCCACCCGCUUCAUCCCCGGGGGCAAGGCCAACCGCGGCCUGCGGGCUCUGGUGUUUCUGGCCGCCAGUCCCCAGGGCAACUUCGUGGGGUCAGACUGGCAGCAGAACAGUGUGGUGGUCUGUGACGGGCUGGGCCAGGUGAUCGGGGAGUACGGAGGGCCGGGCUUGCACGGCUGCCAGCCAGGCUCCGUGUCUGUGGAUAAGAAGGGCUAUAUUUUUUUGACUCUCCGGGAGGUCAACAAGGUGGUGAUCCUGGACCCGAAGGGGUCGCUGCUAGGCGACUUCCUGACGGCCUACCAUGGCCUGGAAAAGCCCCGGGUGACCACCAUGGUGGACGGCAGGUACUUGGUCGUGUCCCUCAGUAAUGGGACCAUACACAUCUUUCGGGUCCGCUCUCCUGACAGUUAA
Molecule: messenger RNA, 2292 nt
Organism: Pipistrellus nathusii (Nathusius's pipistrelle)
Lineage: Eukaryota; Metazoa; Chordata; Mammalia; Chiroptera; Vespertilionidae
Source: the annotation of a GenBank genome assembly